GGGACCUGUGGCAGACCACCUUGUCCAGAGCCCUGCUUGCCUCCAACGGGCCACAUCACCCACUACAACAGCCCUUGGGGCCAUGGACUGACCGUCUGGAGGACUGGAAUUGGUUACUGUCACCCACUACAGGCCUUUUCCACCGCCAUGGGGCAACCUGGAAACACUUUAGCUCUGAGGGCUCUCCCACCACGUCACGGUGCUACGCGCCAGGGCCGUCCCAUCCUUCCUGCCCAUGGUGGACUGCACUGCUUCCUUCUGACGCUCUUUGUGCUACGGUUCGCUCCAUCACAGGAUCUGAUAGGGUUCUUCUCACCGGUACUGGCCGUGCCUCUGAACUGUCUUCUUCCUCCAGCCCAUCUAUCCUUCAUGCGUGGCAGACGGCUGCCAAGCUCUGCACAGACUAUUACGGGUGGGUCCCCGAUGAGAUCGAGGUUCACGGUGAUGAAGCCACCUUAGCUGAUGCUCUGUUGGACGGUCGCCUGCGUGUGAUCAGCGAUGGAUCCUUCAAGAACAAGUUGGGGACCGCGGCGGUUCAACUCCUGGUGAAGCAUGGAGGAUGCCAUCAAACCAUCAUCCGAUGUCAGACUCCCGGUUUGCCCCAGGACCAGAGUCCAUACCGCAGUGAACUCAUUGGUCUGUUGGCCGGUAUAAUGGCGGUUGAUUGGCUCCUUGAGCAAUGGUUCCCAAAAAAUUUGACUGGCCCCAAGGUGCGGAUUGCUUGCAAUGGCCUCUCUGCUAUUGAGAUGGCUUUCAAAGAUCGUCCACUGUCUCCAACUGACGCCAAGUUUGACUUGGUGUCGUCCAUUUGGGAAGCUAUCCUUCGGUCCUUGGUGGAUUGGGCGCCCCAGCACGUGUAUGGACACCUCAACAAGUCCAAUCUCUUUGACGAACUUUCUUGGUGGGAGAAACGGAACCUUGAGGUGGAUGGAAUGGCGGUGGAGUACCGUAAGGAACUUGAGACGGCCAAUCAUCUUAUAGCCCCCAAUGUUGGGAUAUGA
Cylindrotheca closterium is the source of this 1001-nucleotide messenger RNA. NCBI's taxonomy places the organism in Eukaryota, Bacillariophyta, Bacillariophyceae, Bacillariales, Bacillariaceae. The record is from the annotation of a GenBank genome assembly.